Molecule: messenger RNA, 1213 nt
Organism: Aphanomyces invadans
Lineage: Eukaryota; Oomycota; Saprolegniomycetes; Saprolegniales; Verrucalvaceae
Exons: 7
Coding region: 7-1032 (341 amino acids)
Molecular function (GO): acyltransferase activity
Source: RefSeq, a predicted model, not a curated record
AUCACCAUGGAGAAGUACAGCCGCUGGUCCGACUUGACGACGGGAAUCAACCCGUUUGUGCCUCCGCCGCAUCAACUGCCGAAGAACGUGGUCCUGCGAUGGACUCAACUCUUCCUUGGCGGCAUUUUGUCACUGUGUCGAUGGAUCGUGCUCGUUCCGCUCCUGAUGUUGCUUGUUGUCGUCACCUCCAUCCACGCAGUGUUGGACUAUGUGCCGAUUCUCGGACGUAUCUUCCAUCGAUGGACGGACUCGAUUGUCUUGGGCCUGAUCCUCAUCGUCACGACGGUGUUCAUCAAGGACGAGGCUGCAAACGCGAAACGUUUGGGGUUGCUCGCCCCUGGCACGAAGCCGCCGACUCUGAGCGGCAUCCAGGCCGGCGACGUCAUCGUCACCAACCACACGUCCGUCUUCGACGUGCUGUACCUUGGAUUCCGGUACUCUCCAACGUUUGUGUUCCCGUGUGCUUCGGACGCAUCCAAGGGUGUUGUGCAAAGCUUUGGGCUGCUGGGAGCGAUCGCUCAAGCGCUUGCCCCUCCUUUGGCGACUGUCUCCAAUCCUCUCAAGCUCCAAGACGUCAUUCGGCAAGCGUCUGGCCCCGUCGUCAUCUUCCCCGAGGGAACUCGAAGCAAUGGGAAAGCGGUGCUGUCGUUCCUUCCCGUCUUGGAUGCAUUACCGUCGUCGACUCGUAUUCACCUCGUCGCCAUUCGGUAUGAGUACAAAGCCAUUGCACCGACACACACGUGUGGCUCGGCCGUGUGGCACCUCUGCCGCCUCUUCUCGCACGUGUACCACACGAUCAAGGUGACGACGUUGCCGUGUGAAUUGGUCGCCAAGGGCUCGACGCCCCAGCAACUCCAGGCGCUCCUGGCGUCCAUGCUCCGCACGAAGGGAGUUGAGCUGUCGUGCGACGACUUUAUCUCGUUCAACGCGUACUGGGCGCAUGUCAACCGCGGCGGACGCCAACCCGCGUCCGAUUUCACGCCGCGGAAGGCGCCGCACGAACACGCACAAUGGACGAGAUCCGACAAGUAGAUGUCGCGCGAUAACUCGUCUUCCUUUCGACAUGUCUAGUGGUAUCGGUGCCGCUGGCAGUGGUGCCGUUCAACACACCACGUCGUGCCCAUGCACGACCUGCAUGUCCGACGUCGAAACACGCGGCGGCGGCGGGACACUACACAGAACGACGGGUCGCUGGCGAGUCCUGUCAGCCAUC